AUGGAGCAAGUAGUGGAGGCGGACAAGAAGUGCACAUUCUCCAUCGAUCGUGGCGGCACAUUCACUGACAUCUAUGCCGAGGUGCCAGGCGAGCCCGGCUUUAGGGUGUGCAAGCUGCUGUCGGUUGACCCCAGCAACUACGACGAUGCCCCGCGCGAGGGCAUCCGCCGCAUCCUCGAAGAGGUGACGGGCAAGUCGAUCCCCAAGGACUGCGUCGACACGUCUCACAUCAAGUGGAUCCGCAUGGGCACCACCGUCGCCACCAACGCCCUGCUCGAACGCAAGGGCGAGCGCACGGCCCUCAUCGUCACCAAGGGCUUCCGCGACGUCCUCCGCAUCGGCAACCAGUCGCGACCUGAUAUCUUCGAUUUGAGCAUGAAGAGGCCCGAGAUGCUCUACGAGCAGGUGGUCGAAGUCGAGGAGCGCGUCCGUCUGGUGGGCGCCGAGUCCAACCUCCCCGCCGACUCUGCCUCUACCGGCAACUACGUAAAGGGCACCACGCUCGAGUGGGUCGAAAUUUUGAAGAAGCCCAAUCUCGAGAAGCUCGAGGCCGACCUCAAGGCGGUCUACGAUUCGGGCAUCCGGGCGGUGGCCGUGGUGCUGAUGCAUUCGUACACCUUCCACGAGCACGAGGCACUGGUGGGCCAAGUGGCGGCCAAGAUCGGCUUCGAGCAGAUCUCGCUCUCGCACGAGGUCAUGAGCAUGUUCCGCAUCGUCCCUCGAGGUUUCACGGCGACGGUGGACGCCUACUUGACGCCGCUGAUCAAGCGCUACAUCGAGAACUUCUCCAAGGGAUUCGACGAGCACCUGACCAAGAACGUGCGCAUCUCCUUCAUGCGCAGCGACGGCGGACUCGCUCCCGUCGACCGCUUCCGCGGCUCCUCCUCCAUUCUCUCCGGCCCCGCUGGAGGUGUGGUGGGCUACGCCAUGACGACCGACACCGAGGAGAAGAUGCCCGCAAUCGGCUUCGACAUGGGCGGUACGUCGACAGAUGUGUCGCGCUAUGCGGGCAUCUACGAGCAGGUCUACGAGACGGUGACCGCGGGCAUCACCAUCCAAUCGCCGCAGCUCGACAUCAACACCGUGGCCGCUGGCGGCGGCUCCCGCCUCUUCUUCCGCUCGGGCCUGUUCGUCGUCGGCCCCGAGUCCGCGGGCGCGCACCCGGGUCCUGUGUGUUAUCGCAAGGGCGGCUAUCUGGCCAUCACGGAUGCCAACUUGCUGCUAGGCCGCCUGCUCCCCGAGUACUUCCCCAAGAUCUUCGGUCCGACGGAGAAGGAGCCGCUCGACAAGGAGGGCACAGAGAAGGCCUUCGCCGAGCUCACCGCGCAGAUCAACCAGUGGCACGCCAAGCAGGGCGACGCCAAGCAGCUCACGCCCGACGAGGUAGCCUACGGGUUCAUCCGAGUGGCCAACGAGACCAUGUGCCGCCCCAUCCGCGCGCUCACCGAAGCCCGCGGCCACGACCCGUCAAAGCACGUCUUGGCGUGCUUCGGCGGCGCCGGCGGCCAGCACGCGUGUGCGAUCGCGCGCAUGCUGGGCAUGCGCCGGGUGUUCAUUCACCGCUUCGCCGGUAUCCUGUCUGCCUAUGGCCUGGGCCUGGCCGACAUGGUCGAGGAGUUCCAGGAGCCCUGCGCCCAGACCUACUCUCGCGAGAGCAUGGCCGGCUACCUCACCCAGCGCAUCGACGCCCUGGGCCGCAAGGCCACCGCCCGCCUCGAGGCCGUCGGCUUCGACCAGGGCUCCAUCAUCAUCGAGGCACCACCACCCUACAAUUUGCCAUACCCGUACCUGGAUUUGAGGUACGAGGGAACGGACACGAUUCUGCGCACCAAGCAGCCGGCAGUCGGAAGCGAGUUCGAGGGCGACUACGAGGGCGCCUUCAAGGCCGAGUACCAGCGCGAGUACGGGUUCACCAUUAAGGAGCGCGCUGUCGUUGUCGAUAACAUCCGCGUCCGCGCCAUCGGCGUCACCGCCAACGUCAAGCGCAUCCCCAAGCUCAAGCUUGACGCCCCCUUCUCCGAGAGAAAGGUGGAGUACACGACGUGCUAUUUCGAGGGCGGGCGGGUGAAGACGCCGGUCUACCAGCUCUCAGACCUGGGCGCCGACGACAUCGUCGUAGGUCCGGCGAUCAUCAUCGACAAGACGAGCACGAUCGUGAUCGAGCCCCUGUGCAAGGCCAAGAUCACCAACUGGGGCGACAUCUCCAUCGAAGUCCAGUCGGCCCGCAAGGCCUCCAUCGGGACGGAUUUGGAUCCGAUCCAGCUGUCGCUGUUCAGCAACCGGUUCAUGAGCAUCGCCGAGCAGAUGGGCAAGACGCUCCAGCGCACCUCCAUCUCGACCAACAUCAAGGAGCGCCUUGACUUCUCCUGCGCCCUCUUCGGCCCGGACGGAGGGCUUGUGGCGAACGCGCCGCACUUGCCCGUGCACUUGGGUGCGAUGCAGGAGGCGGUCCGCCUGCUCGGGGCCGACUGGAAGGAGGGCGAGGUCGUCGUCUCCAACCACCCGGCCGCCGGCGGCUCUCACCUCCCCGACAUCACCGUCAUCACCCCCGUGUUUAAGAACGGAAAGACUGUGUUCUUCGUGGCGAGCCGGGGCCACCACGCUGACAUUGGCGGCAUUUCGCCGGGUUCGAUGCCGCCCUUCUCCCACACGCUGGCCGAAGAGGGCGCCUGCAUCAAGUCCUUCAAGCUCGUCAAGGACGGCGUCUUCCAGGAAGAGGCAGCCGAACGAGGUACUCGCAACCUGCGAGACAACAUGUCUGAUCUCAAGGCCCAGGUGGCGGCCAAUAACAAGGGCAUCCACCUGGUGGGCGAGCUGAUCGAGGAGUACGGCCUCGAAGUCGUGCAGGCCUACAUGUUCCACGUGCAAAACAACGCCGAGCAGGCGGUGCGUGAGAUGCUGCGUACGCUGUCGGAGGAGCACGGCCUGGACCCGGUCGACCACCUCUACGCCGAGGACUUCAUGGACGACGGCACCCCCAUCCGCCUCAAGAUCACCAUCGACCGCAACGACGGCACGGCCGUCUUCGACUUUGCCGGCACGGGCCACGAAAUCUACGGUAACUUGAAUGCGCCGCGUGCGGUGACGAUGAGUGCCGUGAUCUAUUGCCUCCGGUGUCUCGUGCGACGCGAGAUUCCGCUCAACCAGGGCUGUCUCAACCCCGUCAACGUCAUCAUUCCCGAGGGCUCGAUUCUGGCGCCGUCCGAGGAAGCCGGCGUCGUGGGUGGCAACGUGCUCACCUCCCAGCGCGUCACCGACGUCAUCCUCACCGCCUUCAAGGCCUGCGCCAAUUCCCAGUGGCUGGCCGGCCGGCAGGGCUGCAUGAACAACUUCACGUUCGGUAACGAGCGGAUGGGCUACUACGAGACCAUCGCCGGCGGCGGUGGCGCCGGCCCAGACUGGGAGGGCGAGUCGGGCGUCCAUUCGCACAUGACCAACACCCGCAUCACUGACGCGGAGAUCCUGGAGCGCAAGUACCCGGUGCUGCUCAACGAGUUUUCCAUCCGCGCGGGCAGCGGCGGCCGGGGCCUGCGUCGCGGCGGCGACGGCGUCGUGCGCGAGCUCCAGUUCCUGCAGCCGCUCACCGUCGGCAUCCUGUCCGAGAGACGCGCCUUUGCGCCGCACGGGCUCAACGGAGGCGAGGACGGUGCGCGCGGAUCGAACGAGUGGGUGAAGGCCGACGGGCGGGUGGUGUACCUGGGCGGCAAGAACACCCUGACCAUGGGCGUCGGCGACCGCCUGCGCAUCAUCACCCCCGGCGCCGGCGGCUACGGCAAGCCCACCACCACCAACUGA
Molecule: messenger RNA, 3795 nt
Organism: Acanthamoeba castellanii str. Neff
Lineage: Eukaryota; Discosea; Longamoebia; Acanthamoebidae
Product: 5oxoprolinase
Exons: 27
Coding region: 1-3795 (1264 amino acids)
Biological process (GO): glutathione metabolic process
Cellular component (GO): cytosol
Molecular function (GO): 5-oxoprolinase (ATP-hydrolyzing) activity
Source: RefSeq, a predicted model, not a curated record